This is a messenger RNA of Pelmatolapia mariae (spotted tilapia), 1497 nucleotides long. RefSeq names its product DNA-damage-inducible transcript 4 (gene ddit4). Gene Ontology annotation, biological process: negative regulation of TOR signaling; response to hypoxia; apoptotic process. Gene Ontology annotation, molecular function: 14-3-3 protein binding. Gene Ontology annotation, cellular component: cytoplasm. The transcript has 3 exons. Bases 190 to 873 code for a protein of 227 amino acids. The record is from RefSeq and is a predicted model, not a curated record. NCBI's taxonomy places the organism in Eukaryota, Metazoa, Chordata, Actinopteri, Cichliformes, Cichlidae.
GACAGACUGCGGAGCUUGGCAGCUGGUGAGAGAAAGAGAGGAAGAGCAGAAGAAAGAAGUUUCCAGAUACAAGUUGCAGACAAUAACCGUUAAAACUACGCAUCUUAAACAUCCACCGCGACCUUGAACCACGCAGAAUUUAAAUAACGAUUGACCACAUAAGCAGCUGAUACUGCAGAGAGGACAACCAUGCCUGAACUCUUUGCAUAUACUGACAUCGGCAGCUCACCUCCUUCUCCAGUGGACAGCAGCGACAGAAGGCUGUCCUGGGGCAAACUGGUUCAAAGACUGACUGAUUUCAGCACACCUGCCAACAACAGGAGCAUGGAGUCAGGGUCCAACAAUAGCAGCAGGAGUGAUCUCUCAGACUCAGGUUCAGAUGUCUCAAGUGACUUAUGUGCCUUCAAUGAGGACCUGUUUUACGAUCCAAUGGAGGAGACACUCUUAAAAGAAGUAGUAGACCUGAUUGCACGAAGUCUGAGAGAAGCCAAAGACACAGAUUGUGCCUUAAGAUGUACAAAACUGCUCAUUCCAGACAAACUUCUGGAGCACAUUGGACAAGAGCUCCUUCAUCUGGCAGCUAGUGAGCCCUGCGGUUUAAGAGGGGCUCUCAUUGACCUCUGCGUUGAGCAAGGGGAUGUCUGUGAGAGCAUGGGACAGCUAUCUGUGGACCCAUACCUUGUCCCCACAUUUCAGCUCGCUCUGGUGUUGAGGCUAGAGUCGGGCGGCCUUUGGCCUAAAAUUCAAGGACUUUUUAGCACAAAGUCUCCUUCUACUCCAGUAGUGAGACAAGCUAUUAAACUUAGCACUGGUUUCCGUGUGAUCAAGAAGAAGCUGUAUAGUUCUGAAGAUCUUCUAAUUGAGGAAUGUUAAGUAAUAAAAAGGACUGAUGUACUUUGAUGCUGACAAGAGGACAAUAAAAGCUCACAAAGGGGCCUGUUACUGUAAUUACAUGUAUAUGAAGCAUUCUGAAGUGUAUCAGAUGGACUUUGUCAUGAUGUAGCCUACUGUUCCCACUGUAAAGGGGCUGAACUUUAUGGUACCUGGAGAAGGCAGUGCUAAUACUCGCUCACUGACAUUCAGAUUUUAAAAUGACAACAUGUAACCAUCAUAUUAUAUCUGGUGACAUGGCAUUUACAAGUAUUGGAAGUGCAUACCUCAGUUUCUAUUGAAACUAAACAACGGCAGCUAGCUAUACUGUUAUAGUUAUUAUUGAAGUUCAUUGUGUUCUUUUUCUUUUUAUACAUGACAUUUAAUUGAAUUGGACAAAGCCUGAUGAAGUGUACACCAAGAGAACAGUUGGUAACCUUUGUGAAGUGUGAAAGGCCUACGCUUGCUUGCCUUGUGCAUUGUUUGUGCAAGCCGCGGCUAAGAUUACAAAUGUACCUUGAUCUUGUGUUGUGCAGACCUGUCCUGCUUCGGUUGAUAUUCAAAUACUCAGUGAACUUUUUUUUGUACCUUUAUUGAAUGAAAAUAAAUUAUUGUUUUCUAACAGUU